AUGACUGGUUAUGUGAUCGGUCUCAACUUUGAUUCUGGCGGGCUUCAAGGCAAUAUCCAUUUCAAUAGCAGCUUAUUCUCUCUUGGCCAUCUAAAGAGGCUAGACCUCUCUUCGAAUGAAUUCAGAGUUUCACUCACUCUCUCCCUAGCUGAUGGCUUGAACAGAAUUGUUCAAAACCUAACCAAUCUUAAGGAGCUUCAACUGUCCGAUGUUGACAUUUCUUCAGUGGUACCUGAUUCCUUCAAGAAUAUCUCUUCUUCUCUGCCAACUCUUGGACUCUUUGAUUGUCACUUGCAAGGAAAAUCCCCAGAGAGCAUUUCCACCGACCAAAUCUUCUUCCCGUAG
Molecule: messenger RNA, 345 nt
Organism: Prunus armeniaca (apricot)
Lineage: Eukaryota; Viridiplantae; Streptophyta; Magnoliopsida; Rosales; Rosaceae
Source: the annotation of a GenBank genome assembly